CUUCGCGUCUGUGCCCGGAGCCUCAGCAGAGCGCGCGUCAUGACGCCCACCCUGGAAGAGCUGCAGCCCCCGGGAAAAAAAAUCCCAAAGAAUGAUAUUGAAGCCAUUUUGCAGGAGAAGAUCAUGGUAUUGGAUGGCGGUAUGGGGACCAUGAUCCAACGGUAUACUCUGAGUGAAGAGGACUUCAAAGGACAAGACCUGAAAAACCAUGCCAAGCCUUUGAAAGGCAACAACGACCUCUUAAGUAUAACUCGACCUGAUAUCAUUUGCAAGAUCCAUAAGGAGUACUUGAUGGCUGGAGCAGAUAUUAUCGAAACGAAUACUUUUAGCAGCACCAGAAUUGCCCAGGCUGACUAUGGCCUUGAACACUUGGCUUAUCGACUGAACAAAUGUUCUGCAGAAGUGGCUAGAAAGGCAGCAGAUGAUGUGACUUCCCAAACAGGGAUUAAGAGGUUUGUAGCAGGGUCCAUAGGUCCCACCAAUAAGACCCUCUCUGUGUCCCCCUCUGUGGAAAGACCGGAUUACAGAAACGUUACCUUUGAUGAACUAGUUGAAGCUUACCACGAACAAGCCAGAGGACUUCUAGAUGGUGGAGUUGACAUCUUAUUGGUAGAAACUAUUUUUGAUACUGCCAAUGCUAAGGCAGCCUUGUUUGCACUCCAGAAACUCUUUGAAGAGGGUUAUGAUCGCCGGCCUAUCUUUGUUUCAGGGACUAUUGUGGAUAAGAGUGGGCGAACUCUUUCUGGACAGACGGGAGAGGCAUUUGUCAUCAGCGUGACCCAUGCAGAACCACUAUGCAUUGGAUUAAACUGUGCUUUAGGUGCCGAGGAAAUGAGACCUUUCAUUGAAACCAUUGGCAAGUGUACGACAGCAUAUGUCCUCUGUUAUCCCAAUGCAGGUCUUCCCAAUACCUUUGGCGAGUAUGAUGAAACACCUGAAAUGACUGCCAUGCAUAUGAAGAACUUUGCAUUGGAUGGUUUGGUCAAUGUUGUAGGUGGUUGUUGUGGUACCACGCCGGCUCAUAUCAGGGAAAUUGCAGAAGCUGUGAAAAAUUGUAAACCUAGAGUUCCCCCUGCAGCUGUUUUUGAAGGGUAUAUGUUGCUGUCAGGACUAGAGCCCUUCAGGAUUGGACCAUACACCAACUUCGUUAAUAUUGGUGAACGCUGUAAUGUUGCAGGGUCAAAGAAGUUUGCUAAACUCGUCAUGGCAGGAAACUAUGAAGAAGCUCUGAGUGUGGGUAAAGCCCAAGUGGAGAUGGGAGCUCAGAUUCUGGAUGUUAACAUGGAUGAUGGAAUGUUGGAUGGCCCCAGUGCUAUGACCAAAUUUUGUAACUUCAUUGCUUCUGAACCUGAUAUUGCCAAGGUACCAUUGUGUAUUGACUCUUCCAACUUUGCUGUGAUAGAGGCUGGGUUAAAAUGCUGCCAAGGAAAGUGUGUUGUCAACAGCAUUAGUCUGAAGGAAGGUGAGGAUGACUUCCUGGAGAAGGCUAGAAAGAUCAAGAAGUAUGGAGCUGCUGUGGUGGUCAUGGCAUUUGAUGAAGUGGGUCAAGCUACAGAAACCGACAACAAAAUUGAAAUAUGUACCCGAGCCUACCAUCUUCUUGUUAAAAAAGUGGGAUUUAACCCAAAUGACAUCAUCUUUGACCCCAAUAUCCUCACCAUUGGGACAGGAAUGGAAGAGCACAACCUGUAUGCUGUUAAUUUUAUCAAUGCAACUAAAACCAUCAAGAAAACAUUGCCUGGAGUCAAAAUAAGCGGAGGCCUUUCCAACUUGUCCUUCGCCUUCAGAGGAAUGAACGCCAUCCGAGAAGCCAUGCAUGGCGUAUUUCUUUACCAUGCAAUAAAGUGUGGUAUGGACAUGGGAAUAGUGAAUGCAGGAAACCUUCCAGUGUAUGAUGACAUUCACAAAGAACUCCUACAGCUUUGUGAAGAUCUGAUUUGGAAUAAGGACCCGGAUGCGACAGAAAAGCUGCUACGCUAUGCCCAGAUUUAUGGCAAAGGAGGGAAGAAAGCCAUCCAGACAGAUGAAUGGCGGAAUGACCCCAUCGAGGAAAGACUGGAGUAUGCCCUUGUUAAGGGCAUUGAAAAAUAUAUCGUAGAGGAUACUGAGGAAGCAAGAAUAAACAAGGACAGAUAUCCCCGACCUUUGAACAUAAUUGAAGGGCCGCUGAUGAAUGGCAUGAAAGUAGUUGGUGACCUCUUUGGGGCUGGAAAGAUGUUUCUUCCUCAGGUAAUAAAGUCAGCCCGUGUCAUGAAGAAAGCAGUUGGCUACCUCAUUCCUUUCAUGGAGAAAGAGAGAGAGGAAGACAGAGCUCUUACUGGGAAUGUGGAAGAAGAGGACCCUUACCAAGGCACCAUUGUGUUGGCGACUGUUAAAGGUGAUGUGCACGACAUAGGCAAGAACAUUGUAGGUGUAGUCCUGGGCUGUAAUAAUUUCAGGGUUAUUGAUUUAGGAGUCAUGACUCCCUGCGAUAAGAUAUUGAAAGCUGCUAUCGACAACAAAGCAGAUAUAAUUGGCCUGUCGGGACUCAUCACUCCCUCUUUGGAUGAAAUGAUUUUUGUUGCCAAGGAAAUGGAGAGAUUAGAUAUAAAGAUUCCUUUGUUGAUCGGAGGAGCGACCACUUCCAAAACCCACACAGCAGUUAAAAUAGCACCAAGGUAUAGUGCUCCUGUAAUACAUGUCCUUGAUGCAUCUAAGAGCGUGGUGGUGUGCUCUCAGCUAUUGGAUGAAAACCUGAAGGACGACUUCUUUGAGGAAAUCAUUGAAGAGUAUGAAGACAUCAGACAGGACCAUUAUGAGUCACUCAAGGAAAGAAGAUAUUUAACCUUAGAUCAAGCCAGGAGAAAAGGCUUCCAUAUAGACUGGCUCUCAGAACCACCCCCAGUGAAACCCAAAUUUAUUGGGACUCAAGUUUUUGAAGACUAUGACCUGCAGAGGCUGGUGGACUACAUUGACUGGAAACCUUUCUUCGAUGUCUGGCAACUCAGAGGCAAAUACCCCAAUAGAGGUUUUCCCAAGAUCUUUAAUGACAAGACAGUGGGAGAAGAAGCCAGAAAAGUGUAUGAUGAUGCCCAUAAUAUGUUGAAGGUACUGAUUAGUCAAAAGAAACUACAAGCCAGGGGUAUAGUUGGAUUCUGGCCAGCACAGAGUGUCCAGGAUGAUAUUCAUUUGUAUGCAGAAGAUGCCGUACCACAAUCUGCAGAGCCAAUAGCUACAUUUCAUGGCUUAAGACAACAGGCAGAAAAGGACUCUGCCAGCCCAGACCCCUAUUGUUGCCUGUCUGACUUCAUAGCUCCUCUGGAAUCUGGGGUCCAUGACUACUUGGGCCUCUUUGCUGUGGCCUGCUUUGGAGUAGAUGAACUGAGCAAGACCUAUGAGGAGCAGUGUGACGUCUACAGCAGCAUCAUGGCUAAGGCCCUGGGAGACCGGUUGGCGGAGGCUUUUGCAGAAGAACUUCAUGAAAGGGUUCGCAAAGAAUUGUGGGCUUACAGUGACAGUGAGCAGCUAAAUAUUGCUGACCUGCGGAAAAUCUGGUAUGAGGGCAUCCGUCCUGCUCCUGGUUAUCCCAGCCAACCUGAUCAUACUGAGAAGGUCACAAUGUGGAGACUUGGUCACAUUGCAGAAACCACAGGGAUUGAACUUACGGAAUCGUUAGCAAUGGCACCUGCUUCAGCUGUCUGUGGUCUCUACUUUGCCAAUCAGAACUCCAGAUACUUUUCUGUUGGUAAAAUUUCCAAGGACCAGAUCGAAGAUUAUGCUUUGAGGAAAAACAUGUCUGUGGAUGAGGUUGAAAGAUGGCUGGGACCCAUUUUGGGAUAUGAUGCAGACUAACUGUCCUGUCAUCUUCCUUCCAUCUGAAGCUACUUCAGAAAACAGACCCCCGAGUGCCUUUAAAAAUACCACAGCUGAUUAGCAUCUAAUGCAUUGGCCUACUUAAGGUUUGGGAAGACUUCGGGGAAAAACCAUUUGAUGAUGCAGAAGAUCUCUGUCAUCACCAUGAUGUGCAUUUGUGUGACACUGAAAGUGAGCUGUUUUUUGUUUGUUUGUUUUUGUUUUUGUUUUUGUUUCUUUUAGGUAGGCAAAAUGGAAUGCAGUAUAGAGAUAGCUAGCUGUGGUCAUAUGUGUCAGAGGCUACCUACAGAUAAAGUAAGAAGUUAACUGAUUGUAUUUAUUAAGAACCUCUAUGUGUUGGGCAUUGUGCUAAAGAUAGAGUUAGUAAGUAAUAUAUAAAUAGGGGUAAUUUUCAGUAGGUAGCUGUAGUACUUGGUUGGCUUCUCAGUUUAUGUUUAGCUCAUACCCAGAAUACUAUUUUACAGAUUACUUAACUGGACUUUUUCUUUUUUUUUUUUUUUUUAAACAUCAAGUCACAGUUUAAUUGAGUCUGGAAUCAGGAGGACCUGGGUCAGAAUUCCACCUCCAGAAUGUACUGUUGACCACAGGGAAUUCCCUUCACUUCUCUGAGCCUCAAUUUCUUGCAAAAUGGGGAUGAUAAUAAAUCUGCAGGACCUACCUCCCAGGGUAGUUGUGAUACCCCAGUGAAGAAGUAUAGGCAAUGUCCCUUAUUAAUAAAAGAGAGACGUGAACUUAAGGCCAGCUGGCAUUAUGAGAAAUGAGACACUAGGGGCAGGGAUUGUUCCUUUUGUUUUUUAACUUUAUGUCCCUGGUGUUAAAUAUUUGGUGAAAUAGAUUGAACCUGGCAGUUAAAUCUUGCAUGGAGGAAAGUGUGGGCUGCUCCCCCUCCAUGAGACUUCAUUUUUAAAGGUAAUUUAGUAUAUUUCUAUCAGAGUGAGCGAGAAUCCUGCUUGAGUGGAGGCAGACCUGUGGUAGCUCAGGUUUAGGGUAAAUAAAGUCAUCUCAGAGGUAAUUUGAGUGGAAGUAUUUUAGCUUCAUCCUGCUUAUCAUACUCCCUACAUUUCCCUGACUCCCCCAAAAAGUGUCAGGAUUUCUGUGCUAGGAAAAGAAUGAUAAAUAAUAUCUUCCUUUUUCAAAAAUGUUUUAGAUCUGGGGCUAAGUAGUGGGGUUUCCCCCAUUCUUUUUAAAUCUGAAGCAGCCUUUGAGGCCCAGCUCCAGUCUUAACACUCUCAAUAGACCUUGUUCAACCACUCUGAUGUACAUUGAAUUCUCCCUUAUUUGAACUCUGAUAACCACAAUCUCUAUCAUACACACAUGGUUCAGUUUUUAUUGGAUUCUUAAUCAUUUAAUAUGAGUGUCAGUCUUCCUUUCACAGUUAAACUUAAGCAUCUUAAGGAUAGGGGCCCUGUGUGUUCUGCAGUGUAUCCCUCAUAACACCUAGAACAGUACUUGGCACAUAGGAGAUCCCAUUUGAGAGGCGAUAUUCUAGGUUACAAGAGGUAACAUAUUUGUAGUAGAUAGAGAGCUGACCUAAGCUUCAGAGAAUCCUGGGUUUCAAAUCCUACCUCUGAAACACACUGGCUGGGUUACCUUGGGCACCUUUCACUCCCCCAGCCCCUGGCAAUUCCCUUAAGGCUGUAAGUUGCAGAGGAGUAGCUGAUCUGCUUUGGGGGAAUUUCUUCACUGGGCAUUACCUGCAGCAAUGAAAUUGCAAAUUUGGACCAAAAAAAAAGCAUUGUCAAAGAAGAGGUGGGGAAGAGGCCAAGGGAACAUGUAUUUGUCAAGUACCUACUAUGUUCCAGGAACUGUUCUAAGUGCUUUACAUAUGUUUUCUUUUGAUGAGGUAAGGUUCCCUGGUCCUUCAACUUCUAGAUCAUAGAACAUAACUACGGGAAAAUUAGCUUGCCCUGUCUUUUGCCAGCUUUGCCAACCAUUAUGUGAACCCAAAGCAUUUAGGUCAACUGUUGUCCUGUACAUACAUAGAGGGGUGUGUGUGUGUAUGUAUGUAUGAGAUGAGAGAAAAACAUACAUAUGUAAAUUUUUAAAAAUUCUUCAGUAUAUUUUAAGAAAAGUGGAUUACCUAAUACUAAGAUGGUAAAAAAAGUAAUAUAUUUACCUUUAUUCUGCUUCAUAAGUGCUACAAAGCACUGAAUGAGUUCCAUAGCAUUUCCCUUUUUUAAAAAAUCCGACGUGAGAGAAAGAAUAACUCCUAAAAAAUUUUUUUAAGCACAUUACAUCGGAAUGGAAUUACCAACAGUCUACCUUUUUCCAUUAAAUGUCAUUCACCAUCUUUUCUGCCCUCUUGUAGAUGAAACUAUAUCUUUGAAUCUAUUGUUGAGAGAACCCUAUGUCAGGUGUCACUUAUUCUAGAGAAAAAAAAUUAUGUGUGCAUAUGAGAGGUUGCAAUGUAAAAUAAAAUUUGAAAACACCCA
This is a messenger RNA of Vombatus ursinus (common wombat), 6284 nucleotides long. Its product is annotated as methionine synthase. NCBI's taxonomy places the organism in Eukaryota, Metazoa, Chordata, Mammalia, Diprotodontia, Vombatidae. The record is from RefSeq and is a predicted model, not a curated record. The transcript has 33 exons. Gene Ontology annotation, biological process: pteridine-containing compound metabolic process. Gene Ontology annotation, molecular function: zinc ion binding; cobalamin binding; methionine synthase activity. Bases 40 to 3831 code for a protein of 1263 amino acids.